Molecule: messenger RNA, 1074 nt
Organism: Angiostrongylus costaricensis
Lineage: Eukaryota; Metazoa; Nematoda; Chromadorea; Rhabditida; Metastrongylidae
Source: the annotation of a GenBank genome assembly
AUGGCUGCGACCAUCACAACGAUAACACCACCGAAUGUUUCAUACAUUCAAAUGGACUCGCUUGUCAUAAUGAAGAUCGUUAAGCAUGUUGACAGUCUUCUAACUGGACUUGUGUCAGUUGAAAAGGAUGAUAGCCGCCUAGAGAUCACUAACUGCUUCCCGACAGCACGCGCUGAACCCAUUCUUGAAAACGACGAGAAUGCAACUCAGUUAAUGUGCUCAAAACAACCGGACUUUAUGGUUGAAGAACAGGCUAUUAAGGCCAGUCAAAUGUACGAGGAACUGAAGCAGCAGGAAAUGCUGGACAUGUUACGGAAGUUUAGGAAUAUGAAUAUCGAUUACGAAUUGGUCGGCUUCUAUCAGGCGCAUCCAUUUGGAGCUUGCUUCUCACAAGAUCUUGUAGACUCAAUGUUUGAUUAUCAAAGCAAUGGACCCGAUGGUGUCGUGAUCAUAUACGAUCCUGUGAAAACUCGUCAGGGACAGCUUUGCCUCCGUGCGUACCGUUUAUCCGUCCCAGCACUAGAACUCUGUGCGAAGAACGACUGGUCGCCCGAUGCUGUGAAGGCUGCGAACCUCACCUACCAAACUAUGUUCGAGGAAUUGCCGAUCGUGAUUAAAAGCAGCCAUCUUGUUAACGUGAUGAUGGCGGAAUUAUCAUUGGCACCUACCAAGAUUGCUGACAGAUCAUUGGAGAAGAGCGUUCGAUCGAUGAUGGCGAAUAUUGAUGAACUUAACAAAUCUAUAUCGGCGUACGGCAAGUAUGUCAACGAUAGGCAAAGACAUGACAACAUUAUCUAUAAUCUCACACAGAAGCGACAAGCGGAAAAUGAGCAGCGUAUCGCGAGAGGGGAACCUCCGUUGUCAAUGGAUGACAUCCGUAAGCUCAAAGAGCCACAACUGCAGACGCGAAAUGGAAUGCUCGACGCAAUGCUAAGCAGCUGUGAAACUCAGGCUUUGGCAGACUUUUGUAUAAAAGUGACGGGUGAAAACAUCGCUAAGCUGUUUCUUGCAGAAGCACUUGCUGACGACAAGGCGACUAACAGGGAGCGUUCACAAAGUUUCCACACCCGAUAG